AGAAAGAAAGAAAGAAAGAAAAAAGAAGGAGAAGAAGAAGAAGAAGAAGAAAUAUACAUUACCAGCAACGUUUUCCAACCACACUCACCUUUCCCUUCCCUCCUCCUCACAGGCCCUCUGACGGAGGUGCACGCAGUCGAGGCCAGCCGCGUCCUGCUCCCGUGCGAGGUCAAGCCGCCUGUUCCCAGCGACGACACGAUCCUUGUUCUGUUCUACCGCGGUUCUAUAGGGACGCCGAUCUACAGCAUCGACGGGCGAAACAGCCCCGUCCGCCAGUCUCCGCACUGGAAGGACGAAGCGGCGCUGGGAAGUCGAGCGUACUUCGACCUCACCAAGCACCCGCCGGGCCUCGUUCUCGACCCCGUGGAGGCGCUCGACGAGGAUGAGUACGUGUGCCGCGUCGACUUCCGGUCCUCGCCCACCAGGAACGUCCGCGUCAAACUGCACGUCGUGGUGCCUCCGACUGGAAUCCGCUUGAUGAACGAAGGCAACGUGGACGUCAGCGGGGUCAUAGGCCCGUAUCCUGUAGGUGCCACGGUGACCCUCAAAUGCCAAGUCGUCGGAGGUCAUCCCCGACCUAUCGUGACCUGGCGUAGCGACGGCAUCCUCCUGGACGACGUGAGUGAAGGUUUAGGUCCUGAGGACACGGUGAACACCCUGGUCCUCGAAUCCCUAACCAGGAACGACCUCUACCGGGUCCUCACGUGCCAGACAGCCAACUCCAACCUCACUGUGCCUCUAGCCGCCGCCGUCACCCUCGACAUGAGCUUCCCUCCCUUGGACGUGCGAAUUCUUGGCUCGCGAAACAACCCCUUUUCUGCGGGCGAGCGCUACGAGCUGGUCUGCGAAUCCUCGGGUUCGAGACCGUCGGCUAAGAUUACUUGGUGGAAGAAUGGCAUGCUCAUGACGGAUGCCAGGAUACAGGUAUUCCAGGAGGGUAACGUCAGCAGGUCCACUCUUUAUCUGACACCAUCACCUGCUGACAACACCGUCUAUAUUUCCUGUCGUGCCGAGAACCAACAGGUGCCUGCGUCGGGGUUAGAGGAUGUCAUCAAAUUGGACGUACACUACUCACCAAGACUCUCCCUCCUCGCUGGCCAGAAUCUCGACAUGGACGACAUCAAAGAAGGUGACGACGUGUACUUCGAGUGUAAUAUUGUCGCCAACCCAAAGGUCUACAAAGUCCAGUGGUUUCAUAACGGAGACGAAAUCACGCACAAUGUGUCAGCUGGUGUGAUUCUCAGCAAUCAGAGCCUGGUGUUACAGCAGGUCACGAAAAGGUCAUCAGGUCAGUACACUUGCACGGCCGCCAACCUCCACGGCAGCAGCGGGUCAAACGCCGUCCAGCUGAGCGUCAAAUUCGCGCCCCUUUGCCGUGGGGGACAAAAGGUAGUGUACGGCGCCGGAAAGCACGAAGAACUUAAUGUUACGUGCAAUGUGGAAGCACAUCCAGAGCCGUUUCGUUACAGGUGGGCGUUCAAUAGUUCGUCUGAGGUUGUGGACAUCCCCGUAAGCCGUACGUGGGUAGUGGGGAAAGGGUUAAGCCAAGUCUCGUACACACCGCACAGUCAUCAGGAGUACGGGUCGUUGCUGUGUUGGGCCAGGAAUGACGUCGGGAUACAGAAACAGCCUUGUAUCUAUCACGUUAUACACGCUGCUUCCCCGGACCCGGUGAACAACUGCACGGUGGAGAACGUGAGUUCGACGGGCGCGGCCGUGCGGUGCCAGGCGGGCUGGGACGGCGGGCUGGCGCAGACCUUCACCCUGUCCGUGAGUCACGCCCGCGCCCACACCCGCGGCCAGGACAAGAAGAACGAGGCGCCCCGAGUGCUGGCCAACACGUCGACGUCGCCGCGGCCCGAGUUCACGCUCACGGGUCUGCAGGCCGGCACCGAGUACGUGCUCACCAUCAUGGGCGUCAACAAGAAGGGCCAGAGCGAACCCGUCAGACUCAAGAUCUUCACGCUCAAGGACAUAGCUGAGAAGCAUACAAGCCCAGUCGGAGGAACGUUGGCAUUUACCUCCCUCCUGGCGGUGAUUCUGGGUGUGGUCGCCUCCCUCCUCCUCAUGGCCGUGGUUAUCGUGCUGGUGGUCAGGUCCCGCUGCGCCCACGUGCACAAGCCAGAGGUCAAGAUGGUGUACAACAAGGGCGUCGCGAGUCCGUCCCGUGGCUCGGACGAUGACCUCAACUCGGACGACCCGAAUCCUGACGUCAUUCCUAUCAACGAUGUCAAGCUACAUUUUCUUCCAGACCAUCUGGUGAAGACAACCCAACAGGUACACCAGAAGAAACAUCCCCAGCAGAACCCACAGCAGGAUCCCACAGCCACAGCUUCGGGUGCCGAACCGUCUCCCGACCCAGGACCUUUACCGUGCCACCUCGAGGCGUGUGCUGACCCGCAGUGCCACCCGUUAACCGACUAUGAUUCCUUCUACAUCAACCCUGGCACUCUCGUUCGACAGAAGUCAGCAACGAUGGCGCCCGUCUCUGACCCCAUGACCCUUAUGGGCUGUCCCCUCGCCGCCUCUACGCCCACAGCUGCCAAGUCUCCGCCUUCGCUCUACCCUCACCCUGCCCACGAGGUGCCUCUGCCCUACCACGGCCCACCCCCUCCACCUUACACCCACGACACCCAACGUGUUGCACCUCUGUACACCCCCCACACCCUGGCCACCGUGCCCUCGCCGUCUUCCUUCGUCUGCGACACGUCCUUCGUCCCCAUCCCCACCUCGCACCCCCAGGAUCCUAGGUCCGUCAGCAUCCCCAGUUCCUAUGCCUCUGACAUUUCCUCCCUGACGCCCGCGGCCUACCCUCAGUAUACCCUCAGCCUAGGGAGAAAGGGCACGCUGGCCAUGGAAGGGGCGGUACCAUCUUGCAUAGCAGGGGUCCCCGCGCCCCCCCACCACGGAUCGACGUACUCCGUGGUGCCAAAGCCCGAGAGGGAAUGGAUGCGGCCCCACGCGCUCGCCCUUCCUCCCUGGGACGACACAGGGAGAGAGCGAGAGCCGAGCCCCGCCCACCGCGAGAGCUCCGUCUAGUACCUGCGAUUAGAUUUAGUCCCAUUUGCUUUCUUUGCCUUUAGGAACUUCUUGGAGGAACCGCCAUUGAUGACGUCACAGAUCCAGUCGCAAUUGAUGAAGUCACAGAUCCAGUCGCCAUUGAUGACGUCACAGAUACCGUCGCCACAUCCGCCGACCCAGUUCAUUACCGCGACGCCCACACCUACGUCCAU
Molecule: messenger RNA, 3233 nt
Organism: Penaeus monodon (black tiger shrimp)
Lineage: Eukaryota; Metazoa; Arthropoda; Malacostraca; Decapoda; Penaeidae
Exons: 15
Molecular function (GO): protein binding
Source: RefSeq, a predicted model, not a curated record